AUGAAAUUUAGAGGGCCAUUCCAGCAUCUCCUGCGGCUGUCGUUGAAAGUAGAGAUAACCGUCCCAGCGACGAGUGGUGUUCUCGAUCCAGACAAGCUUCUUCUCGGGAAUGGGGAUGGCGUCAAAGAUGGCCUGGACGUCAUCCGGCCUGGUCUGCAGGUCGUUUCGGACCUGAUAGAUGAAUGUCGGGAUCGUCACGCUUCUGGCUGCAGGGAUGGGAGAGUACUGGUCGAGGUGGAGGCUUGUGCGCCAGAAGACCAUAUCGUCCAAGUCCUUGAUGUAGCUGGCAGGGAUUCCACGGUUGGCCAGGUCCACGCGGGUUGA
This is a messenger RNA of Clonostachys byssicola, 324 nucleotides long. The record is from the annotation of a GenBank genome assembly. NCBI's taxonomy places the organism in Eukaryota, Fungi, Ascomycota, Sordariomycetes, Hypocreales, Bionectriaceae.